ACGACCGGCCCCGUUCCGCACAUCGUAUUCAAUACAACUUGCUCGGUCAAACAUGGCGUCGUUUCGUAAAUUCCACGGUUUCAAUCCUCUACAAACAAAACUCCCAAACACCCCUAUACCUCAACAAUCACAACCUUUCAUUCAUUUUAUUAUCUUAACAACAAAACCUUUCAUCCAUUCACUCACAACUACCCACGAUAAUUCUCUACACCGUCACAUACGCAAUCAUCUGAUAUUUUUCUCAUGUUCGCAUGAGCCUGCAAAAACAAUUGUCAAAAUUCUCUCUCUCUCUAUCUCUUUGGAACCUUCCUUCUGUGUGAAAACCUAACCAUGAUUAAAUUCCCACCCAAUAUUUAAUUGGGUUCUGAUUGAUUUUUGGUUUUGGGUUUACCUUCAAUCAUUCAAAGUUUGAAGGAACAAUAACAAGAGGAAGAGUUUCAAUUUGGGAUUAGGGUUAAGUUUAAGGUUAAGGGUUUCCACUUUUGUUAUCAAAAUCCUGUCUUUUUUUUUCUGGGUACUGUGAAAUUCAUGCAAAUUUUGGGUUUUUUGAAUUGUACCUAAAUCAAAUCGGAGAAAAAAUUUGAUUUUUUCUUCUGGGUGUGUGAGAAAAUGGAUUUGGGGAUUUCUGAUGAGAUGUUAGGGACUUUUGCUCCACUUUUAGUUUAUUGGAUUUAUUCUGGUUUUUAUGUUGUUUUGGGUUUCUUUGCUGAAGAUUAUAGGUUACAUACAAAACAAGAUGAGGAUGAAAAGAAUUUGGUUUCUAAGUUUGAUGUUGUUAAAGGAGUUCUCCUUCAACAAGCAGUUCAAGCUGUUGUUGCAACUCUCUUGUUUGCAGUGACAGGAAGUGAUAGCCAAAAUAGUACCGAUGAGAAUGCUUCUCUCCUUGUUUUAGCAAGACAAUUUAUUACUGCUAUGUUGGUAAUGGACACAUGGCAAUACUUUAUGCACAGAUACAUGCAUCAAAACAAGUUCCUAUACAAACACAUCCACUCUCUACAUCACAGACUCAUCGUUCCUUAUUCGUUUGGAGCUUUGUACAAUCAUCCCAUUGAGGGGCUUCUUAAUGACACAAUCGGUGGAGCUUUAUCUUUCCUCCUCUCUGGUAUGAGCCCUCGAGCAUCCAUCUUCUUCUUCUCCUUUGCGACAAUUAAAACCGUGGACGAUCACUGUGGGUUAUGGCUCCCGGGAAACGUGUUCCAUAUGUUUUUCAGUAAUAAUUCUGCUUACCACGACGUACACCAUCAGCUCUAUGGUAACAAGUACAACUUCUCGCAACCGUUCUUUGUUAUGUGGGACAAAAUCUUGGGUACCUACAUGCCAUACUCAUUGGAGAAGAGGCCAAGUGGUGGUUUUGAAUCUAGACCUUGUAAAGUUUACAAGGAUGAAUGAGUAAUUAAUCUUUUUUGCUUGAUGAGAGUAUUCUUUGUGUACUAGUAUUGUUUUUUUCCACGUUUUGAUGACGAGCACCACUACAUUAAUGAGAGUAAUCAUGCCUGUGUAUAUACAUAUGAUGUGUCCUAUUCUAUAUUUUUGUUUCCCUUAUGUUCAUACUAGAUAGUUUGAAUAAGGAAUAUUGUGGAGGAACCGAUUACAAUGUGAUUUUUGCUCUUGUAUUGCUGGCUGCUACAGCAGUUACCUUGUAUCUUUGAUAUCUUACAUUGUUUAACUUGCUUAUGCUUAUGCAUGCAA
Trifolium pratense (red clover) is the source of this 1689-nucleotide messenger RNA. Its product is annotated as sphinganine C4-monooxygenase 1-like. Bases 610 to 1389 code for a protein of 259 amino acids. Gene Ontology annotation, molecular function: oxidoreductase activity; iron ion binding. Gene Ontology annotation, biological process: lipid biosynthetic process. NCBI's taxonomy places the organism in Eukaryota, Viridiplantae, Streptophyta, Magnoliopsida, Fabales, Fabaceae. The transcript has 2 exons. The record is from RefSeq and is a predicted model, not a curated record.